Angiostrongylus costaricensis is the source of this 1689-nucleotide messenger RNA. The record is from the annotation of a GenBank genome assembly. Lineage: Eukaryota; Metazoa; Nematoda; Chromadorea; Rhabditida; Metastrongylidae.
AUGUGGAUACUGUACGGAUGUUUCAUUGCGACGUUCUUCUAUCUGCUUACGGUCACGAAUAUUUUCGAGACGAAUAAAAGUAUUUCUGAACUUAUCAAGAAGAAACCAGCUACAGAAUACCCACAGGGUUUCCACGUCUCAUCGAGGCCACUUCAAAAUCGAAACGUCGUCGAAGCGGUACUAUCGUCAUCGACGCAGGACGUAUUUGACACAUGUCCUUUUGUGUCUCCCGAUCCUUGGGAUCCAGAAAUUAUUAAUUACAUUGAUGUGAAAUACGGUUUUUUCGAUAACUGUACAGUAAACGUGAAAUGGUCUCCUAUUACGGAAUUACGAAAUGGUCAUGUUCGGCUGCUACGAGCCGGCAGUGCUCGUAAAUACGAAUGCCGAGCGAGGUGUGUGAACUAUCAGGAUGAGGAGCAUGUGACGUUCGAGGCUUGGCGAGAUAUCGAGGAUCCUUCACCAUUCUACUGCGAUUUCGUUCAAACGGAAUGCAGUUCCAGAAAAAGGACCAUAUCCUAUGUGCAUAUGCAAAUUGCUGAGUUAAGUACGAAGUCCAUACAUGCGAACAUUCAUCCGCAUGUGCACAUCAUUCUCUUGGAUUCGGUAGCAUCAUCACAAGCCAUAAGAGCCCUACCAAGGACCAUUAACUUUCUUACCAACGCUAUGGAAGCAGUUCAGUUCAGAAAAUUAAAUAAGGUUGGAGCGAAUAGUCGACCGAACGGUUUUGUGAUGCUCUUUGGGAAGACAACCGAACCAGUGAUGCGUGAAAUUAUCGACAUGGAGCCAAUUCCUGCCGACUGGACAUAUUCGACCUAUUGUAAACAGUUCCUUGAUGAGUCGAUCUAUAUUCCUAUUCAGUAUAGAAAUGCCGGAUACAAGACGUUCGGUGCGCAAGACUAUGAGGCUAGCUUGUUGAAUUUUCCGAACUGUUUGGGUUUAAAGGAACAAGAAUUUCAGCACACAUAUAGGCCAUUCGAUUUAUUGGUGUCGAUGGAUCGAAAACUAAAGAUCGCUCAUGAGAAUGCAUCCUGUUCGAAAUCGCACAAUAAUAUGCUCAAGUAUUUGGAAACGUUCCUAAAUUCUUAUAAAGGGAAUCGUAACACAGAUUCGUCAAAAUUCUCGCUGUCAUGGGUGACAAAGUUAGCUCACGACGAUUCUGGUCGGCUGUACAAAGCGGACUUUGAUUUGUAUAACUUCUUCCUGAGAAAUCGACAUGAGGAGACAAAAACGCCUUUUGGUAGGAAUGAAGCCAACAAUCCUUUUCUGUAUGUUAUUGUACCCAAAUCACUACGUAAUUCGGAUGUGUUCAAAGUUUUAAAGGCGAAACAACAAGAGCUUAUCACUCCUCAUGACAUCCAUGCAACUCUGAAGGAUAUUCUCGAGGAGCAACCAUUUUCGAAUUUCAACGACACCACAUUUAAGUCUUUUUUGCCGUCAAGCCGUGGUUCAUCACUGUUGCGCGAAUUUGAGAAAGGUGUACAGCGAAACUGCAAAACGCUUCCGAUACCGUUUCAGUAUUGCAUUUGCCAAUACGCCAAAAUACCGCUGGAUGACGACGGGUUAGCGAUAAAACUUGGUCAGUUCGCCGUUGAUGGCAUCAACGCUAUCAUUAAGCAAAACAACGAAUCCGAGAACUGUUCACAUCUUAUUCUCCAUCAGGACUCUGUUAUUACGGUGGAAACAAAUUGA